AAUGGCGGUCAUUUGUCUUAUGUGGGUCACUGUCAUUCAUUAGACUAUUCACUAUGCAUUACUAUCAAUACUGAUCCAAGCAUCACUAACGAGAGCAAUGCUGCUGCUAUUUGUUUUAGACAUUGUAAAACAACGCUUGACCAACAGCAGACCACUUUGAAUAUAGCAUUAACCUACAUUCACUACAGCUCACACUGUUACCUGAAUCCUCAGCGAGAGAUAGCGAGGGAGGCACGAGCCUGAAUACAAAUCAGACUCUCCCCUAGACUCCCUGCACACGCGCACUCGCUGCAGCCGCACUGGAGAGCUGAGCUUGAGGUGACGGUUUAACCUCUCACGCCUCAUUAAGGAGGGAUCCGCCUGUGGUUUGCACACAGACCGUGAGCGCAUCUGCGUGCGCUAAUGUGAGAAAAUUCUGCGUGGGUGGGUGGAUAGACGGAAGAACGAGGACGAGGAGAGAGUAAAGCUGAAUCAGCGCACAGGAGCUCCAUGGAAAACGCACGCUAUGGCCACUGCAUAGCAAUCCAUCACGACGGCUGCAGGGUGUGAGAAUAAAGUGGGAGUGUGAGAGGAGGAACAGAGCAGAAAGAAGAGGGAUCUACAAUGGCAGCAGAAGAGAAGCCUGCUGCGAAGAGCAGUAGCUCCAUUGUACCAUGCUUCCUAUUUGUGGAGCUGGUGAUCAUGGCAGGCACCGUUCUCCUGGCGUACUACUUCGAAUACACGGACACCUUUCCCGUGCACAUCCAGGGGUUCUUCUGCUUCGACAAGGCGUUCUCCAAACCUUACCCUGGACCGGAUGAGAGCAGUAACGUACCGCCGGCGCUCGUGUACUCUCUGGUAGCUGCUAUUCCCACUAUAACCAUUCUGGCUGGCGAGGUGAUGGUGUUUUUCAUGAGGUCGGAGGGCAUGCAGGAGAAGACCAUAGUCACAGCCGACUGCUGUUACUUCAACCCUCUGCUGAGACGCAUCAUACGCUUCCUAGGUGUCUAUACCUUCGGCGUGUUCACCACCACCAUCUUUGCCAGUGCCGGACAGGUAGUAACAGGAAACCAGACGCCUCACUUCCUAUCAGCGUGCAGACCAAACUACACAGCACUGGGCUGCCAUUCCAACCUACAGUACAUCACAGAGCGCAAAGCCUGCACAGGAAACCCCCUCAUAGUAGCAUCUGCACGGAAAUCCUUUCCCUCCAAAGAUGCGGCCCUUAGUGUUUUUUCUGCAGUCUAUACAGUAAUGUACGUGACGUUGGUGUUUAGGACUAAAGGGACGCGUCUGACCAAACCCACACUCAGUCUGACUCUGCUGUGUCUGGCCAUGCUGGUGGGUGUGGUCAGAGUGGCUGAAUACCGCAACCACUGGGCCGACGUCCUCGCUGGAUACUUAACCGGCGGAGCCAUCGCUGUCUUUCUGGUGAUGUGUGUGAUCAACAGCUUCCAGCAGACAAAGCCCCCACCCCCGCCGGUGCGACCCCAGCGUCCUGAGUCUGUCCUGGGCAUGCCCAUGGUGGCGCUGCCCUGCGUAGAGAGUCCACUUGAAAAACUCCAAGGGGAUCUCCAUUCACUGAGAUCACAUGACCAUCAGCCUCAUCGGUUCCCCGUCCCCCCCGAUGUCCUCAUACCGUCUCGUUCCAUUUCCAGCGAAGUGUAGACCAGCCGUCCCAGCACGUGCGCCACUGCGCCGCCCACUCCGGGGGACGCUCCGCCGCUCUGCACCACUCCUACUCGACACAGGUCUAGAUUUUCUCACCUCCAACCCUCAUCUUCCAUAUUCCUCCAUGCUGCCAAUAGGGCCUCCACAAACCACUCAAACAAACCACGAGAAGCACUUUUAGAGAGCCUGCUCAAAGAUCCUGAACGCCUGAACGAAAGCCAGAAAUCACAGGUAGUCUCACUCUUGCCAGAGAGUUUGUUUGGACUGUGGGUGGAGGAUUCGCACCUGUUUAGACCUCUCAAAACCAACCCGACCUACUUCCUGGGGAACCGAUGAAGAAGUCUUGAUCAGCUUUUGGCUGAAAUUCCAAACUCUGGCUGCAAUUUUUACUGCAGUGUCAGUUUGUAUGUAAAUACAUGCACUGUUUUCUUGGUCUUUUGGUUAAAGGCAUGUCUAUUUUGUUCCAUUUAGUUCAUUAGGGUGACCAUACGUCCUCGUUUUCCCAGACGCAGUUUUUAAAUUGCCUAAACUGUCCAGGUUUUGGCUUUUCUUUCCUAUUGUUUUCAUACUUGCUGAAGGUAAUGACUGAAAAAUGCUUUGACCAGUAGCGUGCAGGCAUUGUACACAAUCAACCAAUCGUGGCGUGUGAGAAGGCGGGAUCUACAGAGAAUGGUCAAAGCAAUGCAAAUGCACAUACAAAUAGCAUAUACGUAUUGGAAAGAGCAAGUCAAUAAGAAAACAAAGCCAAAACCUGGACAUUUUAGGCAAUUUAGAAACCACGGCCAGGACACGUCCGGGAAAAAGAGGACGUAUGGUCACCUUAGCACUGAUGGAGUUUUUAAGUUACGUUUUUAUAGUCCCCACAGUGUAUGGUUUUGGAAAAUGACAUACAUAAAGUAUCUAUUGGUUUGUUUUUGAGUCAUAUUCACUAUGCACUUGGGACAAUCUCAUCAGCAUCAGCUAUCUGGAUGGUCCUGUAAGUGCACAUCAAGGAAAAAACCUCGUUCUUGGUACCAGCUCUUAUAAUAAUGUUUGGAUGCGUCAGAAGGAAAUGACAGACAUAAAAUUCAUCCACAGCAUUCUUUUUAAUAUUUAAUGUCCGGUUUGUGCUCGCAAGGAUUUCUCCACCAGCUAGAUGUAAUGCACAGUCUGACAUGAAGGCCUUUUCAUUACUGUCGCCACAGAUACAACACGAGGCUUUCAGACAUUAAACAUUCUUACAGUUUGUCAUCAAAGAUGGAUUGGAUUCGUCAUUUCUCAGGAGAGAAAAGCAAGAAAUGCACCCCAUGACGUCAUCAUCUGUAUUGUUGUUGGUAUUUCUAUAAUGGUUUUCAAAAAUGCAGUAACUGAAAGUCAACUAGUUUCUUUCCUGUAUAUUGAAUAACCUUUUCACAUUCAUAUCACUAUUUGUUACUAACAGGGAUGUGUGCAAUUCAGAAUUGAAUUGAAAAUGCCUCUGUUUAGAGCCUCUGAAUUUGAAUUGAAUUUGAAUUCAAUUCA
This is a messenger RNA of Sinocyclocheilus rhinocerous, 3150 nucleotides long. Its product is annotated as phospholipid phosphatase-related protein type 5-like. Gene Ontology annotation, molecular function: phosphatidate phosphatase activity. Bases 604 to 1647 code for a protein of 347 amino acids. Gene Ontology annotation, cellular component: plasma membrane. Gene Ontology annotation, biological process: phospholipid metabolic process; signal transduction; phospholipid dephosphorylation. The transcript has 8 exons. NCBI's taxonomy places the organism in Eukaryota, Metazoa, Chordata, Actinopteri, Cypriniformes, Cyprinidae. The record is from RefSeq and is a predicted model, not a curated record.